Molecule: messenger RNA, 4932 nt
Organism: Anopheles stephensi (Asian malaria mosquito)
Lineage: Eukaryota; Metazoa; Arthropoda; Insecta; Diptera; Culicidae
Gene: l(3)80Fg
Product: dnaJ homolog subfamily C member 16
Exons: 6
Coding region: 229-2610 (793 amino acids)
Source: RefSeq, a predicted model, not a curated record
UGCAUAAAUGGGUAUGCGUUCUCAAAUUGUCCGUAGAAAAACUCAGUGAAAUUUAUGCUGUGUUUCUACUUGAAACUAGUAGAUUAUUUCUUUUCGAGUGUAAUUCAAUCCAUAACCAUAAAGUGAAUUAUAGUGGUGUUUGUUGUUUGGCUCAAGCAAAUUUCGGGAAAUAAAAAUAACACACAACACUCUCAACUCAGCAAUACGAUUGCUAGAAACAAAGCAACGAUGCGCCGUCAACAAAAUGCCGUACUUCAUUGGUUUGGUUUUGCAUUAUUGCUUGCUACAAUUUGCUUAAGUUUAUGCGCCUCCAAUGAUCCCUACACAAUCCUAGGUGUACAUAAACGAGCAUCUAUGCAGGAUAUUCGUCGUGCUUAUAAACAAUUGGCCAAGGAAUGGCAUCCUGAUAAAUCUAAACACCCAGAAGCAGAAACCAAAUUUGUAGAAAUCAAGCAAGCCUACGAAUUAUUGUCUGAUACCGACCGUAGGCGAGCUUACGAUCAGUACGGAAUAACGAAUGAAGAUGCAGUACUGGAUCGAAACCGGCCUGAUAAUAGCAAUUAUGGUCGUUUUCAAGAUCCAUUUGAACAUUUUUACGGUGCACAUAACUUCAACUUUCACGAUCAAGAUAUAGGCUUGUAUCACCGUCUUUCCAUCACUACAAAAUAUUAUGAAACGAAUAUUAUGCCUAAAAGUCGUUUAACACCGCAAAUAUUAAUGUUUUAUGCUGAUUGGUGCUUUGCAUGCAUGAAAGCGGCUAAUUCUUUCAAAAAAUUGAUUGAUACCCUUGAGCCGUAUGGCGUGGUAUUUGCUACAGUUAAUGCCGGUCAUGAAGAACAACUUGUACGGAAAGUCGGAGUACACUCACUACCAUGUGUGAUUAUGGUGUUAGAUGGUCACAAUUACGUGUACAAAGACAGUGUUUUUAACGCACAGCAUGUUGUGGAUUUUAUACGACAAAAACUGCCAUAUAAACUGUUGAUCCCAGUAACAGACAAUACACUUGACACGUUUUUGGGAGGAUGGGCUGAUAAUCGUGUUCGUGCGCUCAUUCUUGAACCAAGAGUUCAGCCACGAUUGCGUUACCUAAUAAUUGCUUAUUAUUUUCGUGAGCGUGUUGCAUUUGGCUUCGUUCAAUUGAACUCCAAAAACACUAUGAACAUCCAAGCGAAGUUUAAAGCUCAUUCCAAUCUAGAUACCUUGCUUAUAUUCAACGAAUUUCCACCUCAACCAAUUGCUACAGUUACUAUGUCGGAUAUACCUACCACUACCUUGAAUAAUAUUAUAUCACACAACAAAUUUCUCAUACUUCCACGUUUGUCAUCUCAAGACAUGCUGGAUAAUGUUUGUCCUGCAGAAUGGAAUCGACCCCGAAAGAGAUUAUGUGUGGUACUAGUCACUGAAAAUACCAGCAUGCAUGAUGGGGCUCGUACAGUCAUGCGUAAAAUUGCACUUGAAUCUCUUUUCAAUCGAGAAAGAGUUCGUUUUGCUUAUAUAUACCAAGAAAAACAAAAUGAUUUUAUAUGCGCACUAUCAAAGCACAAUCAAUCUAAAGAUACUCUCCUGCAAAUUGUCAUAUUUUGGCGCCGAGAUACUAAGCAAAUUCGUUAUGAAUGGGUGCAUGAAGUUGUUCUAGAAGUUGAUAAAGCUCUAGAAAAUGACACACAGGACCAAUACUUCAAUUACACUAAACAAAAAAUGGAUAUUGUAAUUCAUCGUUUGCUACGUUCUUCGGAAUCACUUAGCUAUGAAACGGAAGUAAAGGCCCUUUUAGAUGAGCAUGCUGAAAAUGCAGUAAUGCGAAUUUUAAAUCGUAUAUUGUUGGCAGUAGAAUAUAUGGCUGACAAUUUAGGACAGGAGCACAUUUUACCAGCGAUAUCCGUUAUCGGUACUAUAGGUUUUAUACUCAUUAUUGGAUAUUUAAUGUCAUAUCUGCUACACUUGGAAGAGGAAGAUAUUCAACUGAAGAAGAGCAAAAACGUGGACAAUUGCAAUGGAAAAUCUUUGGGUUACGUGCCCGAGCUGCGAUUACAUGAAUUACGUGCUGAAAAAUAUAACGGUUUAGUUCGUCUACUUAAACCCGGAUGCCGUACGAUAGUAUUACUCACUGAUUUACAAUCAAGAUCGAAAUUAAUUCCUUCAUUUCAUAAAGCAGUGUGGCCGUAUCGGAAGAACAAAACAUUAAUGUUUGCCCACAUGCUUAUUGAAAAAGGUAUUGGAUGGUAUGCAGAGCUACUACGCUUGUCAUUGUCCGAAUCACGUGAAAUGAAGAUAAAUCCUCGAAACUGUAUCGGCACAGUCAUAGCUUUAAAUGGACACCGAAAAUAUUUUUGCAUGUAUCAUGCUAAGCAUCCAGAAUCAAACCGAGGAGCAAAGCGCAUGAUAAAAAUAACUCGUCAUCUUAGUUCCAUGCCAACUGAUCCCGAAGCUGGCGCAUUCCUUGGUAUGGAUAGUUCUGACUCAGAAACAUCUAUGUCUGAUACAUACGAACCAAAGAUUCUCCUCGAAGAAAACCUACUUGAUGGUUUGCCAAACUGGCUGGAUCGUUUAUUUGAAGGGACCACGCAUCGAUAUUACAUCAACUAUUGGCCAGAUUUUACUUCAAAAUGAGACAUCCUAAAAAUGAGAAAAUCCUAAGCCUUAAAUGUAUUGAAGAUCACAAUUUCUUUACUUCUAUGUGUUUCUCCUCGUCCGAUUAACUCCAUUUGUUUAUUUAUAUAUUUUUGAAACAUUUUCUUCAAAAUCUUUAGUACAAUGGUCGGAUGUAUGACGCUCCAUUUUUAUCUAAUAGAAGAAAGCUUAUAGACGUUAUAUUUUACCAAAACCCACGUUUUUGUUAUAUUUAUUGUUCUAUCUUCCUUAAUUCAAACAACAUUACCUAGCAACACUAGAAAAACAUUAUCUAUGUUCAUUUGUUUAUAGUGCUAAAUAUAUGACUUUAUCAAGUAGGAAAUACUCCAUAGGAAUGGUACUUGAUGAAACAUAGCAGAACAUAGUGUCUAUCAAAAUGAAAUAUAUUAAAUAUAUAAGGAGUAAGUGCUAAGCUUUACAUAUUUGAUAGUUUGGUGCACGUUCAACCUCAUCACUGAAAAAAAGUCAAAACUAUACACUUAAGCGGUUCUUUGCUGAUCUAGUCAAUAUUUUCUUUUAUACUUAAUGUAAAUAGUCGGCGUAUUUAACACUUUGACGGUCGCGCUUUGCACGAUGGAUAUUUUCUAGACGCCGGCAGCUUUUGUUAAAUUCUAUUUGCUUAUCGCCGGCCUGCUGUCUUACAUUUCCUAUACAGUGACGAACAAUAUAAUAAGACAACUUUUACAAUCGAUUUUCAAACGAAUGCUUUCGAUAUUUCUACAAGGUAUAAUCAAACAAAACUUUGGCAAAAGCAUCCUUAGCAUCUUGAUUUUUCGUUUCAUUUUUAGUUUUUUUUUACAAAAAUUCAAAAAUCAUUGAGUAAAAAAAUUUUAAUAAAGUUAUAAAAGAAUAUGACUCAAAAAAUCUAACUUUUUUGAUAACAUACCUAGACUAUGUGAAGUUUGAAAAAUAAAAAGAGCGGUUUAUGUUUAAAACCAUAACAAAAAGUUUGUACGAUUUUUAAGUUUGAUGAAUAGGCUUAUUUGAUUGUAUAAUAUGUUUUGGCCAUACUUUUAUGAGAGUAACAAAAAGAUACUUUAAACCCAUAACUCGUUUGAUCCAAUGAUAGAAUCGUUUUGCCAUCAAACUAAAUUUUACAAUAAAAAACUGAAUUCGAUCCGUUAAAAAUUUACACCAUAACCCCAGUUCUACGAUUUUAAAACAUCAAGUGGUCUUAUUCUAUUGUCCGUGACUGCAUAAACGGUGCAUGUACAUGAUUUAUUGUUAUAUGAUAUUCUGAUGAAAAACUCAAUAAAAUUUGAUUUCCGAAAAAUCACACUACCCUACGAUCGGCUGUCAACCAAAAUUCGCAUCAUCAUAGUGAUGUGAUCAACCGUCAAAUUGUUAAUAUCGUAUGCAUUUCUAUAACAAACAUCUGCCAUUCAAAAUUGUUUUUAGAAUCGAGCUUUUUUUAUUUUACAAUAUUACGUUCAUUGAGAAACAAAUGUAAUGCAAAAAUAUGAAUGAAUGGAAUGUUCUUUUACGAAGCUAUUUUUGAGUUAAUUAUUAUGAAACAACAAUAAAACUCUGUAAAAAGCGUGUAAGCCAAAGCCACGCAAGAUGAUAUUUAAGUAUAAACUAUAAGAUGUCAUUGCUAUUUUGUUUGCCAGAUCCCUUGAAUAAGACCAGGUGGAAUUUGUUAUAGCUUUCCUAUAACAUCGGUAAACUUUAAAAUUUUAGGAAAUGAAUUAACAUUCAGAUCAUCCAAUUUAAGAGAAUUAAUUUUUUGUUUUGUAUCGUACUCUCUGGAAGGCAUAUUCUAUUUUUCGAUCAAAUGGACUAAUAAUUUGUUUCGUUUUAAGGAUUUCAAUUGAUAAUAUCGUAUUAAAUUUUAGACUGUGUACUAAAUCAAUACUACUUCUUCUUCUUCCUUGGCCCUACAACCUCGAGAGGUCUCGGCCUGCCAUUUCUGGCAUGCAGUGACUUGAUUUUACCCGUAUAGCAAAGUAGUUAGCCCUGCGUACGGGAAGGCAAAUGGGAUUUGAACCCCGGUCCUGCCGUGUGAAGACCGGCGCCGUUAUCGCCUCGGCCACCGGACCGGCCCAUCAAUACUAUUAAAACAAUAAAUGAAUACUAUCUACAUGAUAAUUUGAGGAGAAAUCUCCCGCGCAAUCCGAACAAUAUUGACUUAGAAUGAAAGUGGUAUCUAAUAAAAUGAACACAAAAUCAGUUGCAAUUCCGAUCUAAAUCUAAUAAAAUUAUCUAACGAUAACAAUACAUUCUAUACAAGUGUACUGUACAACCAAUUGACAAUUAUGCGAUUUUUUGCAGAAUCCAAUAAAAUGCGAAUUUAAAUCAAAA